Molecule: messenger RNA, 2295 nt
Organism: Drosophila bipectinata
Lineage: Eukaryota; Metazoa; Arthropoda; Insecta; Diptera; Drosophilidae
Source: RefSeq, a predicted model, not a curated record
AUAAAAAUUGAAUUUCAAUAGUCGCCGGUAGCUGCAGUUGAAACGAGACGGGAGAAGAUAAAGACAGAGACGGAGGCGUAGCGAGAAAGGUAGAGUGAAAGAGAGCAGCCGAACCGAACCCCCUGCGAGAACAGUUACAGACGCAAACAACAAUCGACAGCGGACGUCGGCAUCGCAGUUUUUAAACCAUUUUUUGUCAGUCAGUCGCUCACCUUACACACCUCCGCUCUUGCCUUUUAUUAGAUAUCGAAUAAAUAUUGCCCGCAACGCAAAACGAAACGAAACGGCCAAGGAAUAAAAGCUCUAAAUCACAUGUGAUCCACGCCGGCGGCCCAUGUGUGCUGCUACAGUGCAAAGAAGAGUGUGACCCAUUUUGGCAACGCCGGCGCCGACAUCGACAGACUUGCUACAUAUACAUACGUUCUCACGCCCGCCCACACCGGGACCCCCUUCUUCUCAUAUCAUCCGACUAAAAUGAGCAGCAUCACGUUUUUGUGCAGCAAGACGAGCCAAAAUCACAACAAUGGCGAUGUCCAAAAGGGCAAAUCAUCAGCCUUUGCAUCCGCAUCCGCCGGUUUACUAACUAUCGCGAACCAUCAACAACAACAACAACAGCAACAGCAUCAUCAGCAACAGCAACAACAACAACUGCAGUCAAAGGUUAAGGCUAUUGCAGCCAAAACCAAUGGUCACAUCGAUGAUCGCUCGGAUGUCACGGAACAGCUGUAUGUGGAUCCCUAUGCCGAGCUGGGCAGCAGCAACUGCUGCCCUGCCUCGCCCACCACAGUGCCUGCGAAAGCGUCCCUGGAAUCGCCACUGAAACGGUCCGGCCGGCGACAGCGCACCACCUCUAUAGGAAACCAGACUACCACCGCCAAUCCGUCCGAGUGCAUUAUCCGAGCAAAUAAUCGCACGAUCUAUACGGCCGGACGUCCUCCAUGGUAUAACUGUGCAGGGCAACAGGUGGAACCCUUUGUUAUAGGAAUCUGCGGAGGCAGCGCUUCUGGUAAAACCACAGUGGCUGAGAAAAUUAUUGAAAGUCUGGACGUGCCAUGGGUUACCCUGCUGUCCAUGGACUGUUUCUACAAGAUCCUGAAUGAGAAGCAGCACGAACAGGCCCUGAGCAACGAGUACAACUUCGAUCACCCAGAUGCCUUUGACAUCGAACUGCUGCUGGAUGUGCUCACCAAACUGAAGGAGGGCCGCAAAGUGGAGGUGCCAGUUUACAAUUUUGUGACACACGGCCGGGAAAGUCAAACAAAGACUAUGUACGGAGCAAAUGUUAUUAUCUUCGAGGGCAUUCUGACUUUUCACAGUCCCGAGGUGCUCAAGCUUCUGGAUAUGAAAAUCUUUGUGGAUACAGAUCCAGAUAUUCGCCUAGCCAGGCGGUUAAAAAGGGAUAUCUCACAGCGCGGACGAGACCUGAAGGGCGUUUUAAAACAGUACUUGAACAUGGUAAAGCCCUCAUAUGCCAAUUACAUAGCCCCCACCAUGGCCCAUGCGGACAUUAUUGUGCCCAGGGGCGGGGAGAACAAGGUGGCCAUCCAUCUCAUCGUCCAGCACGUCCACACACAGCUCCAACUGCGAGGCUUCAAGCUGCGCGAAACUCUGGCCAACUCCUACAAGGACCAGCCUAUGCCACAUUCUCUGCACCUGUUGCAUCCUACGCCCCAAAUCAAGGGCCUGCACACGUUCAUUCGCUGCCGAAACACAUCCCGGGAUGAGUUUAUCUUUUACUCGAAACGCCUGAUCCGGCUAGUUAUAGAGUAUGCACUGAGUCUGUUCCCGUUUAAAACCACCACAGUGGAGACGCCCCAAGGUGUCCUGUACGAAGGCAAGCGCAUGGAAUCCCGCAAGAUAUGUGGCGUUUCCAUUCUCCGAGCUGGUGAAACCAUGGAGCAGGCCGUCUGCGAUGUGUGCAAGGAUAUUCGUAUUGGGAAAAUCCUUAUUCAAACCAAUUUGAAGACCGGCGAGCCAGAGCUCUACUACCUGAGGCUGCCCAAAGACAUAAAAGACUACAAGGUGAUACUGAUGGACGCCACCGUGGCCACUGGUGCAGCGGCCAUGAUGGCCAUCCGGGUGCUACUGGAUCAUGAUGUGCCCGAGGAGAAUAUCAUCCUGGCCUCGCUUCUGAUGGCCGAGAUCGGUGUGCACUCCAUUGCCUACGCCUUCCCAAAGGUGAAAAUUGUUACUUCCGCUCUGGACCCGGAGAUUAAUAGUAAGUUUUAUGUUAUACCCGGCAUUGGUAACUUUGGCGAUCGUUACUUCGGCACGGAGCCCUCCGACGACUACUAA